AGUGGCAAGAAUGAUGAUCAAGGUUUUUCAGUUGCUGUGGUUUCCUGUUUGUAGGUGGGAUAUAGAGAUGCAAGUCUAUUUGCUAAAUUUGCUGUGAAAAUUAGCCUCGUGAAUGAAUUACGAAAACUGAAGCCCCUGAAUCGAAGCAUGCGUUAUCUUUGCAGUGGAACAUUCGAUGGAUGAUGUUGUGCUUGUGAGAAUAUAAUGUAUCAGUAUGUCAUUCCUGUAGUUUGUUUGUGUAGGUUACAAGAACACCACAAAAUGCCACAAGUGUGGGAGGCAAGAUUGAGAAAUUAUGACUCACUGUCCGCCAUAACGAAGCGACAAGUUAAUGCUCAUCAGACAACAUACAUAUGUACUUUUUUUUUUUUUAACUCUUUCAUUAAUCUCUUGUUAAACUGCAGGGAAACACCUGUGUUCUGUGACACUUUAUUUACGAACAUUAUAUAGCAUGAGUUACUACUCAUUUGUUGAUUUUUGUUUUGUUUUUUUUAAAUGACCAAUUAUUUGACAGCAAGUCUUGCAAUGGGACACCACAAAAAUGAUUGUUCUAAUGUUAUCAGUUUCUCACCAUAUUAACACAACAUCAAGAUAACAUAAUGCUUUUCUUGCUCUAUAAGUUUUGAUGCCUUAACGACUUUAUCUUCAGAAUCUAACAUUUGAUCAAAUCUGCAUGGCGGCAGAAAACCAAGCAAGAAACCAAACCUUCAGAUAUAAGAGAUGAGAGAAGGAGGGAGGUGAAAUGAGCAAGAGAAAAGCCAGUUACAAAGAUGAAGAGGGGAGAAAAAAAGAUGCUGACUGGUGCGAGUGAUAGAACGACACUUUCUCUGAGCCUAUGAGGAGGCAGAGAGCAAGUGCAGCGAGGAAAGAAACCUAGACGUGAAGUUCUUUGCGGCAGAGGCCCUGUAGAUCAGGACACACCUCAGUGGCGCAUAUGAAAUAAUAAACCUUAAAGAAGUAACUUCAGCAGAUAUGAGCAACUGGCAUUAAGCAACUGACUACUGGCAUUGCUUAAAUUUGGGUUGGGAGGUGAACUAAAGGGGAGAAACUGAGGAACAAGGAGUGAGCUGUGAGGGAGGAAAAUGGUGGCACCUUCAGUGUGAGCUGUGAGAUAGGUGUGAUUUAUACAAACUGCAGUGUGUGUGUGUGAACUGGUCGGCAGUUUAAUUGCAGGUUUCUGCUGAGCAGAACGUGUGGUGUCUUGAUUGACCUGAUUGCUGCUACUGAUACUGUUAUGGACUCCACUACACUGCUGUCUGUGGUGGGCGGGGCUCUCCUCCUGUCAAUCAUCCUUGUAACCAGUCUUUGUACAUACUGCUGGGGACAUAGACAACCAACAUCCAUCCAUCAGAGGUCCAGUGACUCAGAAUACCCCCCAACAUCAGGUUUUGUGGUUCGGCAUCCCGUGUCGACAUAUGCGCCCCAUAUGGACCAUACCAGAAUUGUACCUUACCAACAUUCCAAUUCUCUUGGUUCACCAUCUAUCACUGUCACAAAGGUGCACUCCUGUCCUCCCUCAGAAACUGGAAGUCAAGCCAGUUAUGUGAAUCAAAACGGUGAGGAGGGAAUCAACAUUCAUGACAAUCAUCAUGAGAGUGGCGAUGAGCGGAGCAAUCGGCCUCAAAGUGAAUACAUAACUGUUCUUCCUGAUCCCCCAAUCACACAGUCGCAGGGACCCAGCAGAGCUUCCUCCCUGAGCUCAGGAGAAUGUUACAUAAAUGUAGAAAAAGAUGAGAAUGUGUCUGAAGAAGAUCAAUGCGACAACCAGACAUGCGUGGAUGAAUCAGACUCAGACAUGCACGAUUAUGAAAAUUUCUGUAAUUCUUCAGGCCUCAGAAAAAAAACCUAUAGUCUGUCCCGUGGAAGUCAAAGCAGUGAUGAACGGGAGAGCUCUGAUUAUGUCAACACAGGCCCUAGUUUACAAUAAUCAAGAAUUUGCCUUUUACCAAAUAGACAGUUAACAAGGUCAGAGGCCUAACCAUCAUCCUGACUGCCAGAGGAGUUUCCAGACUGAACUAGGCUUUGAAUUUUGAUCACCAAGAAAGCAUCGAACCUGUGUCACCUCUGAAAACGUCCUCCCUCAAUCCUUACGACAGAUUUGCUGACGAUACCUGAGAAUGUUUUUAUUAGUUUUUUUUAGUGUUUUUAUGUUUUAAAUUAACAGUUGCUGUUUACAAUGUACUGCAUCCUGGCUUUUACUUUCAAAUAUAUGAGCACAAAUUUCUUCAACUCUGCCAUGUAAUAUAUAGCUUUUUGUCAUAAAAAUGCAUAAACCUGUUAGCUAUUGGUUUGUAAAUGGGGAAAUAAAAGUUUUAUGAAUUCAAA
This is a messenger RNA of Cyprinus carpio (common carp), 2325 nucleotides long. RefSeq lists its product as uncharacterized. The record is from RefSeq and is a predicted model, not a curated record. NCBI's taxonomy places the organism in Eukaryota, Metazoa, Chordata, Actinopteri, Cypriniformes, Cyprinidae.